CAAUAGGAGGAGUCAUGAAUUGCAAAAGCUUGACAACAGCUUUACUUUCUUGACUUCGUUAGUGUCAUGCAGUUGUGUUAGAAAUCCAGCGUAAGGAAACACUCAAUUUACCACUUGUCUGUGGAUAUUCCAUAUUGCUUUUCUCCAUUUCCACAUGCUGAAACUGUGUUUCUUCAUCUGCUUGAUAUACUGGGUGAAAUCAGAUGAGGAGCAAAAAUGUCCUGAAUUUACAGAUCUUAAUAUAGGCAAUGCUUUGUCUGGAACAGAACUCCGAGUGCAGCUACUCCUAUACACCAAGGAAAAUCCCAAUUGUUCUGAGAGACUCAUUGAGCACAAUGUUACCUCAUCUGAGUACUUUAAUACAGACAGGAGAACUGUCUUUGUUAUUCAUGGCUUCAGACCAACGGGGUCUCCUCCAGCAUGGCUGGGUGACAUGAAGGAUCUUUUACUAUCUUCAGAGGAUAUUAAUCUCAUUAUAGUUGACUGGAAUCGUGGUGCUACAACUGUGAAUUACAUGAUUGCUGUUGAAAACUGCAGAAAAGUUGCAGAAAUACUGAAGAACUAUAUUGAUCAGAUGCUGGUGCAUGGAGCUUCUCUUGACUCUAUGUAUAUGAUUGGAGUUAGUCUUGGGGCUCAUGUAGCUGGUUUUGUUGGUCAGAAGUAUAAUGGCAAACUUGGAAGAAUUACAGGUCUUGAUCCAGCGGGACCUUCAUUCACGCACGAGCCGCCAGAUGGGAGAUUGGAUCGUUCUGAUGCACAGUUUGUUGAUGUAAUUCAUUCAGAUACUGAUGCCCUAGGUUUCAAGAAACCUUUAGGAACCAUUGAUUUCUAUCCAAAUGGAGGAACAGAUCAGCCUGGUUGUCCAAACACAGUUUUCAGCGGAAUUCAGUUUUUCAAGUGUGACCAUCAAAGAGCUGUUUUCCUCUUCUUAGCAUCUUUGAAAAGAAAGUGUGACAUAAUAACAUAUCCUUGUGAGUCUUACUUGGAUUACAAGAGAGGAAAAUGUGUUGAUUGUGAUGCUUUCCAGCCGAUGUCCUGUCCAGUACUGGGUUAUCAUGCUGAUAGAUGGAAGAAAUGGUUAAUAGCAAAAAAUUCACCAACGAGAGCUUAUUUUGAUACCUCGGACCAAGACCCAUUCUGCAUGUACAACUACUUACUGGACAUUACUACCUGGAAUAAAAGCAACAGGAGAGGUUUCAUUAAAGUUAAAAUAACAGACCAUGCUGGAAACACAGUAGAAUCAGAGAUGAAUAGUGAAGCUUCAACAUUUCAGCAAUACAAGAGAGUCAAAAUACUAACUGGAUUUUACCAAGACAUUGAAAGAAUAUCAAAAAUUUCCUUGACCUUUUCUACGAAGACUUUAAUAGGCCCAAAACACAAGCUUAGGAUUCUCCAGAUGACCCUGAAAUCUCUUAAUAAUCCAGAAAGGUUGCAGCUGUGUAGAUAUGAUUUUGUACUGAUGGAGAACACUGAACUGACCUUCAAACCUAUCCCUUGCUCUGAGAAGGGUACCUGAAGAGAGAGCAACUACUAACUUCAUUUCUCUUACAACAUUGACAUUUUGAUGCUUCCUCAGGAUAACAACUGCAAUGAGAAAGGAAAUGAGAUAAGCUAGAUUUAUUUUCAAGUCUACCUGGUAAUAUGCAUUACCUGCUUUGAGUGCCUUAGGCUGAAAUUAAUUGAAAAGUUCAGACAUGUAUGUGUGUGGGAAAUUAUUUGAAUAAAGUAAAUGUAUCAUGGUGGAGAACAUAUAAUGGUCUGUUCAUCAUUAUUUGUUAGCAGUGAAGCAACUACUGAAUUAAAUAUGAAUUAUCUGCAUAAUCCUGGCACAUUAUUUGUCUUACAUAUAUUUAUUUAUUAUUUGUAAUGGCUUUUACAUGGAAACAUAAUUAUCUGUCUACUAAGUGAAUUUAAUAUACUGCAUAUGUGGCCUACAGAUCUAAUACACGACAGUUUUGCUGUGCUGUGUUCACUGGAUAAAUGAAUUCACAUUUUCCCAUUAUGUAAUGUCUCAGUCUGAGAACUGCAACAAUAACAUUGUGACCACAUAUGUAAAUUUGCUAUUUAAAUCAGUUGUCUUUAUGCCCAUUGUAGAUGAAUGUUAUCACAACAUUCAGUUUUAAUUUUUUUAAUGAAAGCUACGGACAGGGCAGAGUUGUUUGAGAUGCGAAG
This is a messenger RNA of Empidonax traillii (willow flycatcher), 2172 nucleotides long. RefSeq names its product lipase member H-A-like. Gene Ontology annotation, molecular function: lipase activity; carboxylic ester hydrolase activity. The transcript has 10 exons. The coding region runs from base 155 to 1516 and encodes 453 amino acids. The record is from RefSeq and is a predicted model, not a curated record. Gene Ontology annotation, biological process: lipid metabolic process. NCBI's taxonomy places the organism in Eukaryota, Metazoa, Chordata, Aves, Passeriformes, Tyrannidae.